Enterospora canceri is the source of this 1728-nucleotide messenger RNA. NCBI's taxonomy places the organism in Eukaryota, Fungi, Microsporidia, Enterocytozoonidae. The record is from the annotation of a GenBank genome assembly.
AUGGCGAUUUCUUCAUCAACCAAUUCUGGUGCAAUUCACUCUCAGGAGACAAAGACGAAGCCAAAAAGGCGAUUUGUGCUGAAGGCAGUCGAGGAUGCUGCUCCUGAGACUGCCGUGGCAGAUGGAGGCCCAGGAAGCAGGGAGACAGAGGCAGAGUCGAGAAACGAGGCCAAAACAAAGGCAGUGGCACCGAAACACGUGCGAAGCAGCACGACGGUGGAAACGAGGAGGACUGUGACGAAGAAGGAGAACGUGGUGCUCAGAGCUGUCUCUGAAUUGGAGCAGAUCGUCCUGCUCAACACGCUCGAGAACGAGUUGAACACUUUCACGUUUGAGACGGUCAGAGACGAAAUAGAGGCAGUGGUGGAGUUGAACCAGACUGAGGAGAUUGGGCUCAAUUUGAUAGGGCGAAUGCGCCAGUCCACGAUGGGGGAGAAGUUGAAGACGAUGAAGGAGAAGAAGCAUUCGCAACUGGAAUUGGCCAAGUUGCAGUUCAACAAGGUCACCCUCGACAAAGUGCCUCUUUUUGCGAGGGAGCUGCUUGCCCUGAAACUGGAGAAGAUCGAGGAGGUGAAGGAGCUGGUUGGAUUCGUCUUUGGGAAGGUCAUCGUGGAGAAGAACUUCCUGGAGACGUACACGAGGCUCAUUCUGAUUCUGAAGAAGGAUUUCAGGUGCUCAGAGGAGAAGAGUCUCCAAAGGGAGCAGACGUGCUUCUUUGGAACACUGCUGAAGCUGAUGAUGAGGAAGAUCGAGGAGGAGCACUCGUUCAACAGGGACGUGGUUGUGGCACAGGCUGGGAAGACGGCAGCAGAAGCUGAGGCUGAGAUCGAGAAUGCAGAGCUGAACAGGAAGAUGAAGAGGAAUCAGGCACUGGGGUCAGUCGCAUUUUGUACAACUCUUUAUACAAAUAAUGUAACAGGGUCAAGUAACAUUAAGAAGGUGGCAGAAGUGUUGAUGCGCAUGAAGUCAUCUGAAACAGUAGAAAUGUUAUGUGAGAUGCUGGUACAUGGGGGAGUACAGCUGUCAAAGGCACAGCCAAAGCUAUUUGGGUCAAUAUGCGACUUCGUGAAGAGAAAUGACACAUUUGGACCAAGACUGGAAAUAAUAGUAGAAAAGACACUGGAGAGAAUGAAUCAGCAUAUUGCAGCAAGCAAGAAGGCAGCAAGCAGUGGGAAUGUGUAUGCGGGGAUGUUUGAUUCAGUUGAAGAGAAAUUAGAAAACAAACAAAUUUCAGAGUCACAGCGCAUAAACAACUUCUUUGAUGAGAGGCUGCUUCCAGUCCUCGUUGUCUGCCACGACGAGUACGAUUUGGAGGAAGCAAGUGACAUUGUGGUCGCAGAAAUAGCCAACUACAAGAAGGAUGCGUUCACAACGGACUAUUUUGUUACAGCAAUUUCCAGUACAAAAUACUUCAGGAAAAUGGUUGAUUUGUACCAGCAUUAUCUGGUAGGGGUGUUGGAGGAGUGUCUGUAUGACAAUCUGGAGCAGAUUAAGGAGAAUCUGCCCACCUACUACGUAGACUACGCAUGUAGUAAAACACUAUAUCCAGAAUUGCUCUGCUAUCUGGCUGGAAUCAAUCAGGUAACCAGGAAGGAAUUCAUGAAACUGCAGGUGCCAGGAUACGAGACGCGAAUCAGGGAAUUGGUUGUUGAUUGGAAGAAGAGCGGAGACGAGAGACUCGGAGUCGUCUUCGAUGAGUCCGAAAUAGAUAGAAUACUGAAAGAGUGA